Messenger RNA from Fusarium graminearum PH-1, 587 nucleotides. RefSeq lists its product as uncharacterized. Bases 43 to 492 code for a protein of 149 amino acids. NCBI's taxonomy places the organism in Eukaryota, Fungi, Ascomycota, Sordariomycetes, Hypocreales, Nectriaceae. The transcript has a single exon. The record is from RefSeq and is a predicted model, not a curated record.
CUGCUUCUAUCAUUACCGACAUCCAAUACAAAGACAAAACCGAUGGCACCGUUAAAAGACCUAGGCCUAGGCCAAAUCCUCGCCCGAGCCCUCUCCUCAUCAACACUCUCACAGCCACCAACUCUCGUCUCCCGUCAAACCGUUGAAACCGUCACCGUCGCUGUAACAAACGAUGGAAACAACAACUCAAACCUAAGCGCCGGCGCAAUUGCAGGGAUUGUCAUUGGUUCCGUCUUUGGGGUUCUCCUCCUUCUCUGGAUCAUUCGCUCGUGCCUUAAUCUGGGUGCGCCGCCGCAAGAGAGGGAGAAGUGGUAUCAUUACAAGGAAGAGCCUCGGCACCAUCACCACCGCUCGCGAAGCAGACGGUCCCAUCGGUCGAGCAUUUCGGCGCCGCCGCCUCUUGUUGUUAGGGAAUCGAGAUCGCGGAGUCAUCGACGGGGAAGGUCGCCUGGGCAUCAUGGUCGGGAUCGCAGUACACGGUAUUAUGUCUAAGAAUAGCGCAUCACAUUAUAGUCACGUCUCUGGAAAAUAACGAUUUACGACAUCAAAGAAGGCACAACGUUAAAGGGAUGGAUGAUAUACACGAA